Molecule: messenger RNA, 408 nt
Organism: Aphanomyces astaci
Lineage: Eukaryota; Oomycota; Saprolegniomycetes; Saprolegniales; Verrucalvaceae
Exons: 3
Coding region: 1-408 (135 amino acids)
Source: RefSeq, a predicted model, not a curated record
AUGAAGGAUCAUUUGCGCGAAUGGAUUACAGAGCAGCCUGCUCUGAAGGCAAAGCACCUGUUCACGAAGUUAGAGGCUGCUCACGCCCGGGGUGAAUUUGGCGAUGUGCCUCUACCUAGCCUGGCGCAAGUCCAGGAAGUCGUGAAGUAUAUCACGAAGAAGUUCAUGAUCCACGCGAGCACUGUAGCGGCUGUCCAAGCUGUAAUUGUGCAGCACGGAAUGCCGGACCAUGCGGAUGAUGCGAACGCCCACGAACCAUUUGUUUUUGGUGUCGCAACUGACAACGGCGUUACAACGUUCGACCUACUUCAUCAGUAUCGCGCGGCAUGCCUGGGCAAUCCAGAUGUUCGAAUUCUGUGCCAUGUGGACACGACGUUCAAAACCAACAAGUCGGGCCUCAGCUCCUGA